AUGUUGGCUUUUUUUUUUGUUUUGCUACUUUUAAUGAAUGUGAAUUGGUGUCAGUCGAUGUAUAUUCUUCUACCAACUCAAGUUUCCCGGAAUCUGGAGUUAAGAGAGGAAACAUUUUACCAGGAACCAAUUGAAGCCAUUCAAUUCAUUGACGACCCCGCCAAAUUCUACAACAAUAAUGAUUUUUUCGGCGAAGUAAACAAGUUCGUCAACGGCGUUCAGCAGUUCGUGCAGCAUCCGCCGACUUCACUGUACAGUGCGUUCAACCAACUGCAGAGCAAUGCCAAAAAGAACCACCAGAAACAGAAGCCCGUGAAGAACAAGGUGGUUCUUGACCCCUUCGGAAACAUUUCAUUCACCCUGGGCUGGUCAGCCAACCUGCAGGUGUUCAAUAGCAUCGGUUUCAGCAAAAGUCGCAGUCUGGUCAACUACAAUGCGCGGACUAAGGGUUAA
Molecule: messenger RNA, 453 nt
Organism: Drosophila takahashii
Lineage: Eukaryota; Metazoa; Arthropoda; Insecta; Diptera; Drosophilidae
Source: RefSeq, a predicted model, not a curated record